AUGCCGCAACUAGCCUCGCCAGGUGGCCUGGUGGAGGCCAAGCUGCGGGUGCUGUGCCUGCAUGGUUAUGCUCAGACGGCAGACAUUUUCAGGACGAGGACUGGGAGCGGGCGCAAGUCCCUCAAGUCCCGCCUAGAGUUUGUGUACGUGGACGCACCCCACGACGCCAAGACCACGGGGAAGAGCUGGUUUGACUGGGAGGAGCUGCCAGCCGGGAACCAGCUGGGGUCCGACCAGGCCAGGCCCUCCAGCGCAGUGCGGUACAGCGGCUGGGGGGCCUCCCGCCGCACCCUGGACGAGGCCCUGGCGGCCCACGCCCCAGUGCACGGCAUCCUGGGCUUCUCCCAGGGCGCCACCGCCGCAGCCAUCUACUGCGCGGGGCUGCCGGAGGGGGCCCUCCGCUUCGCGGUGCUCGUCUCGGGAUUCCUGCCCCGCGACCCGGCGGUGGCGGCGUCCCUGGCGGGCCCGGGCCUGGCCCUGCCCAGCCUGCACCUGAUGGGUGAGGCGGACGAGAUCAUCCCCCUGGACCGCAGCGAGGCCCUGGCGCAGACCUUCUCCGGGCCACGGAUGGCCCACCGUCACCCGGGCCGCCACCUGGUGCCCACCUGCAGCGGGGCCGUGAAGGAGGCCUGGCUGGCCUUCCUGGACGGGCUCCCUGCCGCACCAGAGACUUCAGUGCUGAAUGGCCGGCCGUGA
Messenger RNA from Auxenochlorella protothecoides, 696 nucleotides. RefSeq lists its product as hypothetical. The record is from RefSeq and is a predicted model, not a curated record. NCBI's taxonomy places the organism in Eukaryota, Viridiplantae, Chlorophyta, Trebouxiophyceae, Chlorellales, Chlorellaceae. Bases 1 to 696 code for a protein of 231 amino acids. Gene Ontology annotation, cellular component: cytoplasm; nucleus. The transcript is spliced from 2 exons.